CGUCGAUCUCAGUACACUCUGGCACCCCGGUCCCCGCGGUACCGUCGCUUCGAACGGCAUAUACCGACGACCGACACGUUAUAAUUAGCUCGUUCGCCCGAUCCGCCGUGUGAGAAGACCGCGACCGCCUACGCUCGCGUUUACGGCUCUCUGGCGUGUGACGAUCGUCGCCGCGUGGACGCGACGCUGCAGAUGACCAUCGUCACGGCGGCUCGCCGAGACGACCGCGCGCCGGACCACCACCAUCAUUGUACACUCGGUGGCGGCUAACAAAAUAAAAAAUAAAUCCUCUACGGGCUGUAUUAUAAUAAUUUUAUAAUUACUAUAAUUGGCGGCACCUGAAAACAUUUGCGAUCGUACCCGAAGGAGUUUAUAUCCGAUUGAUAGUAAUAUAAUGUGGACUCCGGUAUCGUUCACAAGUGACAAUAGUGUUCCACCAUCAAGAUCCAAACAUAGCGCUGCUGUUCACGGUAACCACAUUUAUGUGGUCGGUGGUCGGAAUGGCAAUUGGCCGCUUAAAGACAUAUGGAGAUACGCCCUGUCAAAUAACACCUGGGAACAGUUGCAUCCGACAGGAGAUACAUUGCAAAAUUUGCAAGAACAUACAGCAGUCGUUUAUCAAGAUAAGGUAUACGUUUUCGGCGGAGAAGUGGGGUUUUCAUCUGCCUCUGAGUCUCCACUAUGGUCUUACAGUAUUAAGGAUAAUCAAUGGAAAAAAGUUAAAGGAAAAUCCGGCUCAAAUAUACCUAAAGGCAGAAGAGGUCAUACUGCAUUAGUAUACAGAAAUUCAAUGAUUAUUUAUGGAGGAUAUAGAGACUUAAAAGGAUCCACGAAUGAAAUGUGGGCUUUUCACUUCGAUACUGAGUCGUGGCAUUUACUUUCUCAAGGAAGAGUACUACCACCAGCGAGACACAAACAUUCAGCAAUCAUACACGACGAUGUAAUGUGGGUAUAUGGAGGAAUGACCGAUUUACAUGAAAGAUCAGAUUUGUGGAGAUUUGAUUUUGUGAAGAAAAAAUGGAGUGUUUUGAAAACCAAAGUAAAUCCAGGUUUAUUGCAUGGUCACAGUGCUUCCAAAGUCAUGGGCUCUAUGAUUAUUUUCGGCGGAAAAAAAGGAGGGCAGUUUAGUAAUGAUUUGUGGAAGUUUUAUUUCGCUACCGAGACUUGGGAGAAAGUGCACACUACCUAUCCGCAGCCUCCGCCGAUCUGCGAGGCCGUGACGCUGACGGUAUCAGAAACGACAACGACGUCGACGACCAAGAGUAGCCGUGAGAAUGGCGUACAGUCGCCCAUUGUGGUUCGACGGUCCAGGAGCGGCCGGUCCGCGGACAGGCAACAGCAGAGUGGCGACCGGGAUCACAACAGUCAUCUACAUCAAUGGCAUCACCAGUGCAGGUCCGAGUCUCGGGCGUCGUCUUUGGGUGGUUCGAAUGUGAACAUCCUGAAAGAGAUAUCGAAACUAUCGCAACUCAACCUGUACCGGCUUGCCCACAACAAGACUUACAGCGUGCUGAGCAGCACGGACAGUGUGGUGUCCGCGGAUGCUUCGCAUGUACACCAGCAGCAACAGAACAUGGUCAAGUCUCAGUCAGCUAAUGUCAUCGCACGGUCGUUGAUAUCGCCGGUAGUGUCGAACGCGUCACCGCCCGGCCACAAGUCGUCGUUCCCACCAUGUAGAAUGCCCAGGGAUCCGAUGUCCGUGCCAAAUUUCGGCGUGGCCUUAACCCCGGUCGAGGCCACCAAGCUGGUAUACCUGGAGGGUGAGGAGGCGCCGAGCCCCCGCGUCGAAUUCGAUCACGAUUUCGGGUCCGUGCACAUGCGGUUCCACCCCAACGGGCCUAUGUCUUCCGGGUCGUCGACGCUUAACAACAAGACGCUCAAUCGUCGCAGCUACCCGAUGACCAGUUCCGCAUCCGCCCGGUUUGGAAACCCGUACAGUACGCCAGAAGAACCAGGCGAAAUCACUUCUGGAUACGUUAGUAUCGAGACGGUGCACCAGUCACCUAACAGCGGCGACGGGCCUAUGUGUUUCUCCAACCCUAACUACAUGGUGGCUGACAUACAAAACGCCAUAUCCAAAGGUGAUUACGUCAAGCUCAAUAGUCCACCGGAUAGCCUGUUGGAGGACAGCGAUAAUGCAUUUGAAAUGCGCGAUAUGCGUCCUGCGCCGCCCAAGACUUUGGCGCUCAACUCGUCGACGGCCUUCAACUCGAGCUCGGACGUCCGGUCGUCGACAAAGGCUGCGCGGGCUGCUAGCGCUGGACGGGUGUCGGCCAUUAGUCGAGGUGGUGGCAGCGCGGUCGUCGAGCACCAUCAAGUCAAAGAAUACGCAGUGUACCUUUUGGGCGGCAUGGAACGCGACGGUUCUGUGACCGUUUUCAAAAAGCCCAUGACCGUGUGGAAGCUGAGCAUGUUCUUCAGGAACGUGCAGUGAUGACGAGCUUGCAGCAGUAUAAUAAUAUGUAGCGAGGUACGAAAACUCGCGACCUAUACCGCGAACACGUCAACAAGACUGCGAAAAAUCAGAACGACUCCGACACAAUCCUUGGACCGUAGUCGGUAUAGUUUUUACUUCCUGAGAAAAUGCGCGACUCAUCGUGUUGUGUAAAUUAAUUACUUAUAGCGUUUUUAGGUUUUACGUAUUAAUUAAUUUUAUUUUUAUUAUUAUUAUCAUCAAUGUCGCUAAGUUUUUCAUAUAGCUUUCUUAACGACGUUAAGCGUAGGUAUAUUAUAAUAUUAUUACGUCCAUGUACCAUAAUAAUAUAUUAUUUUCCACAAAUCGUUAUCUGUAACGUUCGUGCGCGAAAGAAAGUAAUUGCGUAAAGUGGAUUUUGUCCGUCCGGCGUCAUAGCGUCCGUCCGUCAACAGAUACGACCCAAAUAUAAAAAUUCAACAAACGAGUGCUUUGCGAAAUUCGCACAACAUAACAAUAAUUAAUUACAUACCUACUCUAAGGAUUCUUCAUUUUUAAAACUUUGAACAAUACCGUGUAAUAUUGAUACAAUUACGUCUGUAAGUAUAUAGGUAUGUAUAUAUAUACCGCAUCUGCAAUGAAACAUAAAUAAGUAAGUAGAUGUAAUGAGCGUGAUUUUCGCAUGCUAAUAAAAUGUGCCAAAAAUCAAACAAUUGACUAAUAAUUGUAUUUUGUUAAGAUCAAUUAUUAAAUUGAUUAAAAUAUCUUCUGUAAGUUUAGAUUUAAUAAAAAAAACCAUAUGUGCCAUUCGUCAAAUUUCUGUUAUACUUUAUGUCGAAGUUCAGUUUAAAUCUUUUUGUAUUUUUUACUUUCUGAACAGUGACUGAAAUCCUGCCAUUUUUAAUGUUCGUAUUAAUUAAUAAAAUUAAUAUUUUUUAACUAUGUUGUCGGGUAUAAAUUAUAUCUCGUUAUUCAAAUGGUAGAAUGAAAUGCAGUGUUUAUAUUAUAAUUUAUUAUAGUGAUCUUCACUCGAUUAAAAUAUUUACACGAUAAAAUGUAUUUUAUUUAAAUUCUAUUGUAGUAAACUAACUAUUUUCCGAGCCAAAUUUGAAAUUUGUAUUCGAGUAUUUACUAUUAUUUGUGUACUGCAAAUUAAUUUAAAAAUAAGAAAUAAAAGUAAUAAAUAAAAAAAAUAAACAUAAAAUGUAUACUGCAUACAUAUAAAAAAUAUUUAGUAGAUUUCAAGUACAGACACAAAUAAAUAAAUCAUUCUAAUCGUACUUUAAAUUUUUUUUAUAGUGUAUACUAUUAUUAAUAAGAAAUAAUUUUCUUGUUUCUGACUAAAAAUCUACAAUCAUAAGGUUUAUAAAUUGUUUUUAUGUACCUAUAGUAUAAUGAGUGAUUUGGAACAAAUUAUUUUAUCAACUCAUUUCCAUACGACCAUACCUCCUGUUUACUCAAUGAUUGUUAACUUUAGAUACUAAGAUAUUUAAAUUAUAAAUUGUAUUCAUUUUUAUUGAUUUUCCUUUAAUACUAUAAAACUAUUUUUUGUUGUUUAUUAGAAAUUGAAAAUAUGUAAUUUUUAUUGAAGUAAUUAAUAUUUUAUAUUUAUAAAAUAAAUAUUUAAUUACUUCCACGAUUUUAUUAUUAAAAAUAUAUUCCAUUUCAUAUUAUUAUCAGAUUUGAUUUUGCUUAGUUUUUUUUUUUUUUAAUUGUAUAUUUAGUUUUAAGAUUGUGCCAUUUGCGAUGUACUGCCUGUAGAACAAAACGUAAAAAUUAUAUAUCUACGUAAUAUUAUCUAUUAUUAAUUAUUAUCAUUAUUAGCAUUAUUGAUCGUGCAAUAUUAAUAUAUAAAUGGUGUCGUAUAUAACUAAGUAGAAAACAAAUUUUAAAUAAUCGCAAAAUGUUUAUAACGACUGUAAUAAUUUGAUUGAACUAUUUUUUAUACAUUUAUCUAUACAAUCUAUAUAUGUGUACAGUAAUAUGUAGUAUACAUAGUAUGUAAUACAAUAAAUAAACUGUGUACUGAUUUUUACUUAGCUUAUCAAAAUAUCGAACCAUUUAUAUAGAUAUUUUAAAAUUAGUUUUGUAUAUUUUUAUUUAUUAUUUUUAUUAAUCAUAACAUUUUACUGAUUACCAAUAUUAUACUUACUUUAGAUUACCAAAAUACGAGUGCAAUAUAAAUAUUUAGUUUUUAUACGUGAUUUUUAACACUUUAGACGUUAAAAAAAGUUGUCUACAAUUUACUAUAUUAUGCCAAUGAAUAUUGUUAAUUUAUUAUUUGAUUAAAUAUUAAGGGAAUUUAUAACAUUUAUUAUUAUUUCCACAAGAGUAAGUAAAUUAGUAUGUACAAUUAUGAAAUUAAAAAGUAUUAUUUGUUUCAUAAUUUAGUUUUUACAUUUUUUUAAGACUAUACCAUUGUACGUGUAACUAGAUGCCCAAAGACCAAAGCGGAUGUAUCAUAUAUUAGAUAUAGUAUAUACGUGAUAAAUAUUUAUCUAAAAUACAAAUGAGCAUUUCGUUUUUUAUUAUUUUAGUAAACUCGAUCAAAAAUAUUAAUUAUAAAUAAAAAUUGAUAACAUUUUUUGGAUCCAGACAAAAUUUAUAGUAAUCUACCAUUUACAUAAACUGGUCUCUGGGCAAUUUUAUACGAUAUGUUCAUAAUGUUGUGAUAAAUUAGUAAAUAAGUAACCUAUACCUAUCCAAAACAUUUAUUUUGUGUUUUUUCAUAUCGUGUUGUUUUAAAUAAACAUCGUUUAUUGGUAAUAAAUAAAUUAUACAUCUUUACAACUAUA
Molecule: messenger RNA, 5208 nt
Organism: Aphis gossypii (cotton aphid)
Lineage: Eukaryota; Metazoa; Arthropoda; Insecta; Hemiptera; Aphididae
Exons: 9
Coding region: 395-2434 (679 amino acids)
Cellular component (GO): Golgi apparatus
Molecular function (GO): protein binding
Source: RefSeq, a predicted model, not a curated record